This is a messenger RNA of Struthio camelus australis, 4109 nucleotides long. Lineage: Eukaryota; Metazoa; Chordata; Aves; Struthioniformes; Struthionidae. The record is from RefSeq and is a predicted model, not a curated record.
AUGGCUUCAGUCACGUCAUAUAAGUUCUACAAUCUUUAUUACAAUUCUUAGACACCUGUUCAGAUAAAGGAAUUUGGUGCCAUAAACAAGAUUGACUUCUCCCCAGUUUCUCCAUAUAACUAUGCUGUCACAGCCUCCUCAAGGAUCCACAUUUAUGGUCGUUACUCUCAGGAACCAAUCAAAACAUUUUCUCGCUUCAAAGAUGCUGCCUACUGUGCCACAUACAGAGAUGAUGGCAAACUGCUUGUUGCUGGCAGUGAAGAAGGUAGCAUUCGACUCUUUGAUAUCAGUGGAAGAGCACCACUGAGACAGUUUGAUGGUCAUACUAAAGCUGUUCAUGUAGUGGGCUUUCUGUCUGAUAAAUACCGAAUAUUUUCUGGUGGUGAUGAUUAUUCAUCAAAUUUGUGGGAUAUUCCCAGUGCUACAGAAAUUGUGUCAUACAGCGAGCAUACGGACUACGUGAGAUGUGGCUGUGCGAGUAAACUGAAUGCAGAUGUCUUUAUAACAGGUUCCUAUGAUCACACUGUGAAAGUAUUUGAUGCACGAACAAAAAAAAGUGUCAUGACAAUAGAACAUGGCCAGCCUGUGGAGAGUGUGCUUCUCUUCCCUUCUGGGGGGCUUCUAGUAUCUGCAGGAGGUCGAUAUGUCAAAGUUUGGGAUGUACUAAAAGGUGGACAAUUGCUAGUUUCACUUAAAAAUCACCAUAAAACUGUUACUUGUUUAUGCCUGAACAGCUCUGGACAAAGGUUACUGUCAGGAUCCCUGGACAGGCAUGUGAAGAUUUACAGUACAACUUCCUACAAAGUAGUCCACAGUUUUAACUAUGCAACAUCAAUCCUCAGUCUUGCGCUGUCGCCUGAAGAUGAAACCAUAGUUGUAGGCAUGACCAAUGGGGUGCUAAAUGUUAAACAUAGAAAACCCGAAGAAAGCAAAGAAAAGUCUCAAAAGAAGAGACAGCCAGCAUAUAGAACCUAUGUAAAAGGAAGAAAUUACAUGCCAAAACAGGAGGAUUUCUAUGUCAGUAAACCUGGAAAAUGUGUUUUGAGGAAGUAUGACAAGCUGCUGAAGAGCUUUCAGUCAUCCAAGGCCCUUGAUGCAGUACUGGAGCCCCACAUCAGGCUGUAUACUCCUGAAGUUACAGUUGCAGUCAUGCAGGAACUAAAUCGCAGAGGGACACUAAGGAGUGCGCUUGCUGGCCGAGACGAGAAGCAAAUUAGUCUCCUCCUUACCUUUGUGACAAGGCGUGUGAUUGAGCCUAGAUUUACUCCUGUACUGGUAACUGUUGCAGAUAUGAUCACUGACAUUUAUCAGCCUGUGGUUGGACAGUCAGCGCUUGUUGAUAAACAGUUCUUGAAACUCCAGGAAGCCAUAGGAAAAGAGAUUGACUAUCAAGAGGAACUACUAGAAGUUUUGGGAAUGAUGGAUGCGCUUUUUGCUACUUUGACUAAGAAAAGGGCUGCUUACCUAGAAGAGAACAAAAGUAAUGGUCUUACAAAGACUCUGGAACAAGAUAUGAAUAACUGACUUGACAACCAUCGCAACAAAUUGCUGCAAAGACUGCCUGGACUUGAAAUAUAUGACCUAUUCUCCUGGUAACUUUUUAUAACAGCAGCUUUCAAAACGUCCCUUCUCUGCAGAAGUUCUCUUGCAGAGUGUGUUUUUGAAGAGGCAGAAUUAUUGAAGACAGAGGAAAAAAAGGACUCUUUCAAGAUUUUUCCAUGUAAUAUUUUUUGAAUAACUGAAUUUUAAAGUUUUAUUCCAAAGCUAUUUAACUUUUAAAGAGUGUUUUGUGCACCCAAUACUACUAAGUCAUUAUUUGAUUUAGAGAAACAGUCAGCAACUUCCACUUUUUAUUCAUCAGAAAAUAAUAGAGGUUUGUCUAAUUUUAAUGUGUCAUCAGCCUUAUAUAAGAAUUGGUUAAUACCCAAUCUCAGGUACCUGGACACAGGAAUAAAACCAAGUGUAAGUUUGAUAUGACUUGACUGCAUUGUGUUUUCUCUCUCUGCUUAGUCUCCACCUCAGACUUUCAUGAAUUCAUAGGAAGCAACAAGAUGACUUAAGAAAACGGGUACACGUGAUUUUUUUUUUUAGUGCAAUAGAAGAAAUAUGCUCAUGUUUAUUUAAAAACUUGCCAGUUUCAUUUUUUAAAGAGUACAUAGACCUUGAUAUGAACUUAAUUCUCAAGAAAAUAGAUAAUUACUUAAGGGAAAUGAAAUGGGAAAUGAAUUCAAAUUAAAUUCACUUAGUGAAUAAACAAACUCCACAUCAAUGAGGAAAUCAUCAGUUAAAUAGAAUUGCUUUAUAUAUAUUGCCUAUAAUUUUUGUUGUACAGUAAAUGUAACACAAGCCUGCCUUGUUACCAGUAUGCGUUUGAGUGCUGGGGUAAUUGCAUGCUUAAUUUCAAGCAGCUCUGGAGUGAGAUAGUAUACUUUGGAAAGAGGUGUUGGGUGGCCUUCGGUAUACCCACGUGGGAAGACAGUAAGGUAAAACUUUCUUCUUAACCUGUUUCUGUGUUUUGUGUUUUCCCUAGGGCUGAAAUACGGUUGAGAUAUAAUAUGAUCUUCCUGCAAAAGGAACUUGCCCAGGUGUGGCAGUGAAAGAUGGUAGAAAUAACCUGAACAAUUCUUGCAAGCUCUGCAUAAAAUCUUAGCCGUCUUUGACUAAAAAUUGUGGAGCAGUAUCUGGUCAGCUCUUAAGUUAAUAUGUUAGCGGUAUACCUUCUCGGCUGCUGGGUUUUGCAGGUUAUGUUUUGAAGUCUUAGGGGGAUUGUAGAUAAUUGUAAUAGGGGGAUAGUAAGGUGCAAGUUCAUGAGAACUUACUUUCCUCACUGCUCGCUUUAUUAUUUUUAAUGUAUUUCUGUUAAUACACUUGAACUUUCUGAUGUCUUUUACCAAAUCAGCAUGUUACUUAACUAUGUAACCUAAUCAGGCAAAGUCUCUUAGGAGACUUCAAAACCAAGCUUCAGGGGUGGGUUGUGUUACCUUGCUGGAGUUCCUGUAUUCCAUGACCCUUCAGUACUUUUUGUAGUUGAAGGUGGAUAUUUCUGUUGGCAGCCUGGUAUUCCGCUACCUGAGGACCACUCAUCUUGACAUCAAAUGUAUGAUUAUCAUCAGUAAAAACUCAGACUACCUUUAGAUAGUCUCAUAGCAUGUAUCCAUUGUAGUGCCUUGGAGUUUGAUGUGUUGCUGGUGGAACCACAGAAAGAAAUUAAAUUAAAAUAGCAAUUAGUUUAUGAACUUACAGUAGCUUAGUUUAUUACAAGGUUUUCCAUUCAUAUUAUUCUACAAACUGAGCUUGCCAAGGUAGAACUGGCUGCAGGUGUGAUUUAUCAUCUAUACAAAUGGGAAUUUGAUAAAAGAAGAUGGAAAACCAAAUGUUAUUUAAGACCUCAGUUUCUGAGAAGACUACUAAAAUUGUAUUUUGGAGCCUCUUUUAUCCAACUGGCCCUACUGAUUUUUCUGGUACUUGAGUAGAAGAAGCCAGAUGUAUUAUGAGUUCUACCAGAUUCACUAUCUCUGUGUUGAUUGCUAGCAUUUGUUCAAGUGACACCUAGCCUGUUUGUCAAACUUGUCUGUUGUGUCCCUGCUCUUGUCUGUUAUGAAAAUUAUUCUUGAUUUCUUUCCUCAUGUAGUAAGACUUGUUUUUAUUAUACAAGUUUUUUUUUUCAGUACUUAAAUAAUUAAGUUACAGAGGAGUCGGACGAAGGCUUUGUUAUUGCCAGUGAGGCUCCUUUUGUUUAUGUUCUGAUUUUAUUUAACUAUGAUGUUAUUUUAAAAACUUCAAACAUCGACAUUGUAAUAGACUGCCAUUCAAUAAGACAGUGAAAAACAAAGUUUUUGUAAAUAACUUAGUUUGCAGUUGUUUCUGUGUGCUGGUAAAUGUUUAAAAUGCAUUAAUGCAGUGUCAGACGUAUAUUUUUGCUGUUUUGCAAGUAAGCCUAAAGUUCUUGUAGUUUAAUUAUUUUUCCAGAAGUUUGUUACCUUGUGCCCUGGAAUCUAACGUUCUUGAAGCAGUGAGAUGGAAUGGGAUGAACUGGAAUAGUUAAAAUUAAUUGUUCAUUGGAUUGAAAAUUGUUCAUUGGACUGAACCUGAGAAAAAAACUUCUUCAC